Tachysurus fulvidraco (yellow catfish) is the source of this 1563-nucleotide messenger RNA. It is a transcript of the gene idh3a, whose product is annotated as isocitrate dehydrogenase (NAD(+)) 3 catalytic subunit alpha. The transcript has 11 exons. Lineage: Eukaryota; Metazoa; Chordata; Actinopteri; Siluriformes; Bagridae. Gene Ontology annotation, molecular function: magnesium ion binding; isocitrate dehydrogenase (NAD+) activity; NAD binding. Gene Ontology annotation, cellular component: mitochondrion. The record is from RefSeq and is a predicted model, not a curated record. Gene Ontology annotation, biological process: isocitrate metabolic process; tricarboxylic acid cycle. Bases 73 to 1170 code for a protein of 365 amino acids.
ACACAGCUGAGGAUGAGCUGAGCAGGUUUACUGCAGUGAACACACUCAGGCGCUUGUAGCUGCUUGAGGAAGAUGGCUGGAAAUGCAUGGAGGUCAACGGUGUCCCGUGUCUUGGGUGUACUAACAAGCCAAACACAGCCCAGACCUUUUUCCAGAGGACUGCAAACUGUAACACUAAUUCCAGGAGAUGGUAUUGGUCCUGAGAUCUCCACGGCUGUUGCAAAGAUAUUUGAAGCAGCUAAAGUUCCCAUUCAGUGGGAGGAGAAGAAUGUGACGGCUAUCAAAGGACCCGGAGGGAAAUGGAUGAUCCCUCCUGAAGCCAAAGAGUCAAUGGACAGAAGCAAAAUCGGACUUAAGGGACCUCUGAAGACCCCAAUUGCUGCCGGCCAUCCUUCCAUGAACUUGCUGCUUAGAAAGACGUUUGACCUGUAUGCAAACGUGCGUCCCUGUGUGUCCAUUGAAGGUUAUAAGACUCCUUACACAGAUGUUGACCUCGUUACUAUCAGAGAAAAUACUGAGGGAGAGUACAGUGGAAUUGAACAUGUGAUUGUAGAUGGGGUUGUGCAGAGCAUUAAGCUGAUCACAGAAGAUGCCAGCCGUCGUAUAGCUGAAUAUGCCUUUGAGUAUGCCAGGAAUAACCAAAGAACCAGUGUAACAGCUGUUCACAAGGCCAACAUCAUGCGCAUGUCUGAUGGACUUUUUCUGAGGAAGUGCCGAGAGGUGGCUGAGAACUACAAGGAUGUCAAAUUCACCGAAAUGUACCUGGAUACAGUGUGUCUGAAUAUGGUGCAGGAUCCCACACAGUUUGAUGUGCUUGUUAUGCCCAACCUGUAUGGUGAUAUAUUGAGCGAUCUUUGUGCCGGAUUGAUUGGAGGUCUAGGAGUGACUCCUAGCGGGAACAUUGGUGCUAAUGGUGUUGCCAUAUUUGAAUCGGUACAUGGAACUGCACCAGACAUUGCUGGUAAGGACCUGGCCAACCCUACUGCUCUGCUCCUGAGUGCCGUAAUGAUGUUGAAGCACAUGGGACUGCAUGACUAUGCCAAGAAAAUCGAGCACGCCUGCUAUGACACCAUCCGAGACAAGAAGGUUUUGACCAAGGAUCUUGGUGGAAAUUCCAAGUGUUCAGAGUUCACAGCUGAGAUUUGCCGACGAGUACAGGACAUGGACUGAGACAUGGCACACGGUUUUGUCACUGGUUAUGUGAUAAGGCUCCUGUUAUCAAAAGGCAUCCAAAAAAAAUUGCCUUCUUAUCAUUCUAUCUGUAUUUGCGCACAAUUAAACUAUAAACAUAUGUGUAUAUCUAUUGAGACAAAACUGAACCUUAACUUAAAAAUGUAUAUUUUAUGUUUAUUUCACCUUCAAAACAAAGAUUUGUUAAAAUUUGUCCACGGUAUAGAUGUGUAAAUUUUAUUUUUUCGUUUCUCAAGUGAACUCCAUAACCGAAGAUCCUUUUAUUAACUAGGGAUGUUCUCUGGUUUCUCAUGUUUUAGCAUAACCAUUUUGAUGCUGGUUUAAUGGCAGGUGUUAGCUGUCAAACAUUAAAGUUGCUGAUAUUUUAAAUAA